GUUAACAGGCCUAACACACAUACAAGUGAACAGUAGAUAAACUUAGCUGCUACUUCUCGUCGUGCCCUGAAACUCCAAAAGGUUGCAUUUUUGUUGCUAAACAAGAGCAAGAGAGAAGAACAAUUAUGCUGUUUAUAUCUUCUUCACUUGUUCUAAAGCCUUCUCUCCCUGGUAGAACUCUUUCCAUUUGUCAUACUCCUCAACGACGGACAAGGUUAUCCUACAGUUUCUAUCUAAAAGGUGCAAUGAGACUUAACAGAGAACAGAAUACGACCAUAUUGCAUUAUGAGGAGAAUCUGAGGAGGAGAUUUCUUCUAUGUUUCCUACUUGGUGCAUCAGGCAUAUCCCCAACUUCCCCAUGUUCCGGGAAGACGAAGAAAAAAAACCCAUAUGAUGAAAAACGCUUACUUGAACAAAACAAACGGGUACAGACAGAAAAUAAUGCCCCUGAGGAAUUCCCAAAUUUUGUCCGAGAAGGGUUCAAAGUGAAAGUAGUGGCAUCAAAUAACUAUGUAAGGCGUGACUCAGGUUUGAUGUUGUUGGACAUCAUUGUAGGUAAAGGUGAUUGUCCAAAGGCUGGUCAACAGGUGACUUUCCAUUAUGUUGGUUAUAAUGAGUCUGGACGCCGUAUAGACAGCACAUACUUGCAAGACUCUCCUGCAAAAGUGAGAAUGGGCAAUAGUGCCUUGAUCCCAGGUGAUGCUAACAGCAAAUAUGAAAGGUUUUGAAGAGGGACUGAAGGACAUGAGACCUGGAGGAAGGAGGAGAAUGAUCAUACCUCCAGAGCUUGGACCACCAGUUGGACCUUCGACAUUCUUCAGCUCCAAACAGUUUGAAGUUUUCGACGUGGAAUUGCUCAGCGUUCAAGACUGUACCCGCCGGACCAUUGGAUUCUACUCUGAUGUUGUCUGCAAUUGAUAUACUAAUCAAUAUUGAGAUAUUUUACAUAUAUCAACAUUUGUAAAUUGCAAGUUCUGUAAUGUUUAACUGCAUUCCUUCAUCCUCACCUCAAUCACACAAUCAUCAUUUAAUUAUUACGGACUAUGGAGUACUAUUUUGAUACACGUAAAUGACAUAAUCCUCAAUUGAAAAAGCAGACUAAAUGAUGUUUUUGUCUGACGACUGAUGGAGG
Molecule: messenger RNA, 1132 nt
Organism: Cuscuta europaea
Lineage: Eukaryota; Viridiplantae; Streptophyta; Magnoliopsida; Solanales; Convolvulaceae
Source: the annotation of a GenBank genome assembly